GGUGGGAUAUAUAAAGGCAGGGGAACCUCAGCCGGCUCAAAAGAAACUCCUGGAGCUACUGGUGUUCUCCCUCCCUCCCUUCACGUGAUUCAGCUUCCCCACGCCAGGGGAGCCGAGGACAAGCCUCCCUGUGCGACAUGGCUGCCGGCAGCUGCCUCCUCCUCCUCCUCCUCCUCCUCCUGCCCUGCCUGGUCACGACCUCGCACAGCCCACCUGGCUGCAAGAUCCGGAUUACCUCCAAGGGGCUGGACCUGGUGAAGCAGGAGGGGCUGCGCUUCGUGGAGCAGGAGCUGCAGAACAUCACGGUGUCAGACCUGCACGGGAAGGAGGGGCAGUUCCACUACAACAUCAGCCAGGUCAAGGUGAUGGACCUGCAGCUGGCAUUUUCUGACCUGCACUUCCAGCCUCAGCAGCACCUCGUCUUCAACAUCAACAACGCCUCCAUCAGCCUACGCUUCCGGAGACAGCUGCUCUACUGGUUUUUCUAUGACAUCGGGUCCAUCAACGCCUCUGCGGAUGGCGUCCACAUCCACACAGUGCUGCAGCUAGCCAAGGAUGAGGCUGGGCGCCUGAAGAUCUCUAACAUCACCUGCAACGCCUCCAUUGCCAGAAUGCACGCAGGCUUCUCCGGCACACUCAGGAAGGUCUACGAGUUCCUGAGCACCUUCAUCGUCACAGGGAUGCGCUUCCUCCUCAGCCAGCAGAUCUGCCCGUCCCUGGAGCACGCCAGCCUGGUGCUGCUGAACUCCGUGCUGGACACGGUGCCAGUGAGGAACUAUGUGGACGAGCACGUCGGCAUUGACUACUCCCUGCUGCGGGAUCCGGCUGUCUCCACGGACACCCUGGACCUAGACUUCAAGGGCAUGUUCUUCCCCCGUGCAAGAGAGCAGCAGGAGCUGGAGAACCAUGCGGUGGAGCCGGUGAUCAAGGAGACCGAGCGCAUGGUCUACGUUGCCUUCUCAGAGUACUUCUUCGACUCGGCCAUGCACGCGUACUUCCAGGAGGGUGUGCUGGCCAUGGAGCUCCAGGGGGAGAAGGUGCCCAAGGACCUGGAGGUUCUGCUGAGGGCCACCUUCUUCGGGACCAUCUUCAUGCAGAGCCCGGCCGUGGAUGCGCCCCUGCGGCUGGUGCUGCAGGUGUCGGCUCCCCCGCGCUGCGUCAUCAAACCCUCGGGCACCUCUGUCUCCGUCUCUGCCUUCCUCAAUAUCUCGCUGGUGCCCCCGGGCCGCCCCCCGGUCCAGCUCUCCAGCAUGGCCAUGGAAACCAAGCUGAGCGCCAAGGUGUUUCUGCAAGGGAAGGCGCUGCGGGUGCAGCUGGACCUGCGACGGUUUCGCAUCUACUCCAAGCAGUCUGCGCUGGAGUCGCUGGCGCUCUUCUCGCUGCAGGCCCCGCUGAAGACCCUGCUGCAGCUGACGGUCAUGCCCAUCAUUAACGAGCGGACCAAGAAGGGGGUGCAGAUCCCCCUGCCAGAAGGCAUGGACUUCACCAGGGAGGUGGUCACCAACCACGCGGGAUUCCUCACGGUGGGAGCUGAUCUCCACUUCUCCAAGGGGCUGCGGGAGGUGAUCGAGAAAUACCGCCCGGCUCCUGCCACCCCCAGCUCACAGCCUGCCGAGCCCAGCGGGGAUCCCCCCCAGCUCUAGCUCUUCUCCCCACCUGCUCCUUCACCCUGGACCCAGGGCAGAUCCCGGGCUGGACCCGUAGACUGUAGGUAGGAAGCAGCUUCUCCGGUACCACGGGCAGGUCCUGCCGGGCGCCCGUGCCCUGGCGGGUAGCAGCAAGGCGGAGACAGCCGCUCUGGGAAGCCCUGCUGCACCCCUUCUCCUUACACUAAUAAACCACUUGACUCCGA
This is a messenger RNA of Tyto alba (common barn owl), 1852 nucleotides long. RefSeq names its product phospholipid transfer protein (gene PLTP). Gene Ontology annotation, molecular function: phosphatidylcholine intramembrane carrier activity; diacylglycerol binding; phosphatidic acid binding. Bases 138 to 1643 code for a protein of 501 amino acids. Gene Ontology annotation, biological process: ceramide transport; high-density lipoprotein particle remodeling; phospholipid transport. The transcript has 16 exons. The record is from RefSeq and is a predicted model, not a curated record. Lineage: Eukaryota; Metazoa; Chordata; Aves; Strigiformes; Tytonidae.